CCAAUAAUAAACGCGAAGGAGGACGGACGACACGUUGACGCGAAAGACGAGGGGGAGAUCUACCUAUCUGGGCGAAAAAGGAAAGACAGAUACAGUGACACGAGAGAAAUGUCAUCGAUCGUCGCGAACUGCGCGCCUUCUACCGUCGAUUUCAGGCAUUAGGUCUCAUGUGCGGUGUAAAAUCGAAAAAUAUGGCCGUCCCACUGGCAUUUGACGAGAACUUUUACGGCGGCCGUGAAUACUCGGCCCUAGCCGUGACGAGCGAGUGAUUCAGCUGCAAAACAAGCUUCGAGAUCUUCCGUCAAACAAACGGAAGGACGAAGAACGGAAGAAGGAAGGAUGACGGUAACAGGAUUGUGAAGGGAAUUGUGCGCGAGAACAGUCCUGGCGAAAGUACAUCGAUGUAACAUAAGCAGUAUCUCUAGCAGACGACAUUGUCUACAAAUUAUUUAGAGGAUUUAGUGUUGAGGAAUGUAGGCGACGAAAGCACGGAUCAAAAUAAUAAUAUAACUAUGACGAGCGAGGAUUUGUUACAGCCUGGCCAUGUGGUCAAAGAACGUUGGAAAGUUGUGAGAAAAAUAGGUGGUGGUGGAUUUGGCGAAAUUUACGAAGGUCUUGAUUUAAUGACAAAGGAACAAGUAGCUCUUAAAGUUGAAUCUGCGCGGCAGCCUAAACAAGUAUUAAAGAUGGAAGUAGCUGUACUCAAGAAAUUACAGGGUAAAGACCAUGUGUGUCGUUUUAUUGGCUGUGGACGUAAUGAUCGAUUUAAUUAUGUUGUGAUGCAAUUACAAGGAAAGAAUUUAGCAGAGUUGCGCAGGGCACAACCAAGAGGUGCUUUUUCGCUAUCUACUACAUUACGUCUUGGUCUUCAAAUUUUAAAAGCUAUAGAAAGCAUUCAUCAAGUGGGAUUUCUGCAUAGAGACAUUAAACCUUCAAAUUUUUCAAUCGGCCGUCAUCCUUAUAACUCCAGGCUGGUAUAUAUGCUAGAUUUUGGUUUAGCUCGACAAUUUACAACUGGCACAGGAGAGGUGCGUCCACCUCGUGCUGCUGCAGGGUUUAGAGGAACCGUCCGAUAUGCGUCAGUCAAUGCGCAUAAAAAUAAAGAGAUGGGUCGACAUGAUGAUCUAUGGUCAUUAUUUUAUAUGCUAGUCGAAUUUGUUAAUGGACAAUUGCCAUGGCGAAAAAUAAAAGAUAAAGAGCAAGUGGGUCUCAUGAAAGAAAAGUAUGAUCAUCGAUUGCUUCUAAAACAUCUUCCAUCGGAUUUACGAGUUUUUUUAGAGCAUAUCCAGAAUUUGGAGUAUGCAGAUAAACCAGACUAUGGUAUGUUAGCUGGUCUGUUUGAACGAUGUAUGAAACGUAGAGGUGUAAAGCCAAAUGAUCCUUAUGAUUGGGAAAGGCCAUUAAUAGCUAAUGAAGGUUUAUCAACUACUAGAUCAUUACCUACAGUAACUGUACCACCUGCACUUACUACUGCUACUACUAUCAAUCAGCCUCCAAUUACAAAUGUGGACACAAAUAAUCAAGAGAACGUGGAGCCAGAUAACAGGAAGGAGUUGGAUGCACAAUUGGAUUAUGAAAGUAUAUACAGAAGAAAUAGGCAACGUGGAAUAGAAGGUUCUCCAGUGCCAUUUGCAGCAGCUAUCAGCAAUCAUGGUAGGGAUAAAAAUUGCAAUGCCACGAUACCCACGACCGAUAAUACGCAUCAACAAGUCGCACAGCAGACUAUACCAUCUCUACCAACCCAAGGAUCGCCCAAAAAACGACGCGCCGUGUCGAUGGCAGUAGAAUCUCAAAUUCCCGCGUCACUAGAAAAGCAGGUAGAUAAUGAAGGAGACGCAUUGAUGGCUUCCGCACGUUCCGCAUCUGAUGUUCCUCGACUUAAAACUAUGAUGAAUGCAACAGCACCGCUUAGGAAAUCGGCGAGUGGUGCUACAUUGCCUGCCACACUUGCACGUUUGCGUAUUGCCACUCCUGAAGGAACAUCCGGCGAAUUACCGAGUCCUCGCAUACAAACGGAAGUCGAUGCUUCCUAUUGCUCUUAUGAUGUAACUAAUACUAAAUAUGUUGGAAAUCAGAGUCCGGUAACCGAACAAAGAGAACCUCUCAGAAGAGAACCCAGAAGGAGAGCAGAGAACCGACAAGUAAGAGCCGGACGUUCGGCGGCACGAGAUUGCUCUAUUACACAAUUUGCACAAAUAGACGACGACAAUGUAUCCGCUCUACAGCAAGUGACCAAAGGCGGUGGAGGAUUGACUCUGGCUUCGCAAUGGAAAUCACAAUUUGACGAUUCUGAAGAGACUGAUAACGAAUGGAAGGGGGAAAAUUUACAAAGCCCUGAACACAAAGGGACAAACGCUCCGUCCAUACCGCCGCAGUCCACAGAUAUCGUCGAAAGCGUACAAUUGGAUACAAAACCUGUCGCGGCUCAAUCAAAUACCUCGAACGUAUAUCAACAAACUUUGAUUCCCACAGCAUUAUCCAAAAUAAGCGAAGAUUCUCCGAAACCAGCGAUGCCGCACAGAUGUUUAAACAUUGCGGGUAUUGAAAAAUAUCCAGAACUUCAAGGUGCACUUCCGCGAGCUUGGAGCGUUCCAGCUUUAGCGCCGCAUGUUCGGGCUUAUCUCAAAGCUCCAUUGGUUCAACAAGCAGCAUUUGACGAUUUACUAUAUGAAGUUGAUGUUAUGAGGAAUAUUGCCACUCGAUAUGACGAACCGAAACAGACUGCACCAGUCAGAAGAACUAGUCUGCCAGCAGUAGCUUUCUCUUUUUCUGACACAAUGUUCAACGUUCACAAAGGGGAAGAAGAGGAAGAAGCAGUAGCAGGAAGAUUGGAAAUCAGAGUGGUGGGUGCAACUGGUGGUGCUACAAUUGUACAAACCAGUGCUGACAGGGAACCAUUACAAAAGAAAUUAGCGAAUGGCAUGGCAGGUAGUCCGGCUAGUCCUAAUCCGGGACCGGAAGAACCAUCGAUAUAUUAUGACGCUACCGAGAAUCGACCAACUGCAAACGUCAGUUUGCAAAAAGAAUCGAUUAGCGUCACUACUGCCUCGACCACUGUGCAAAAUGCAGUGCCGUUUCGUGAUAAUAAGGACAAUAAAGAGAAGGAAACAUCUAAUAGGACGUAUGUCGCUCACAGUAAAAUACCAAUUCCCGUUAAGAGUCCAAGAUGUUCAUUAUCUGAAUCAACACCCGAAAUUAAUGCUCCGAAUAUCAAGAUGGGAACUAGCAGUGACAUAGAAAAACUACCGAUGCCUAUAACCGCAACUAAGGAAAAAGAAAAUACAAGCUCUGCCGAAGAUGAAAAUUUAACCGGAUGCACGCCUGCUCUGCGCCGCCGAAGACAGAAUGAAAAGUAUGUGACAGACGCUAGUCAGCUGAAUCUGCAAUUCCAAAGACCACAACGUAGAACUAGACCACAAUCUGAGAUAUUGCCAAGACUUUCUCCCAGAGGAGUACCCUCGCAUCUUCUACGGGAACCAGAUAAAAAAUCCGAGGAAAGCAGCGAAAGUGAUUCUAAUAGUAGCGGACCGCCAAAAUCCGCUCAACCACCACCACCGCCUACAUCAUUGCCACCUCAUAUAGCAGAAAAUAAUGCUAGAUGCCGCCGUUAUUGGCCCAUACCAGAUCCAGCAAUUGCUAGCAGAGAAUCGUGAGAUUUGGUAUUCAAAAUGACAAAUAGUCUCAGUUUGUGUUAGGAUUGAGAAGAUUUUACUGCUCAACCAACUAAGAAUGUGAUAUCACUUGAGGCAAUGAAAAUACGCAAUUUUUCUCCGAUUAAUACGUCAAUAGGUACAUAAAAAUUUUUGUGAAAAUUCAUAUCUGCAGAGAUAAAAAACAUUAGCUAUUCAUUUAGCAUGUGAAAAUGUAGUUGUCUGUGAAUGCAGAUUAAUUAAUAAUGCUGCUUUAAUUAACUACUGAAAUUCUUGAGCAGAUUUUUCAAAUAUAAGGAAAUCUUUCUAGAUAAAUAAUCGAUUUUGGAACACGUGCUCAAUAAGUUUCAGUAAAUUGAAUAAAAGUAUAUGUGAAAUUGCUUACAAUGUACAAACAGUACAACAAUCUAGUGAUUUAAAUAGUCACUUUUUAAGGACUAUACUUUUUCUUUACUUAUACACUUGCUGCAGUUUAUGUUACAGUACCAACAUAUCCAUCCAGUAUCUUUAGAUUUACAUAUAUGAUAUUAUGUAUUUUCCGUUUGUAUGUAUGCAUGCGUGCAUGCAUAUGUAUGUUUGUGUGUAAAUGGUGUGUUUGUGUGUAAAUGGAUUUUGCAUAAUUUUGUUCAUGCUUAUUGUACAUAUAUAUUACCAAAUCGAUGCUUUUAGCUGAAUUUUUUUUGCACAGAAAUAUGUCGAAUGCACUUAUAUCUAUAUAACUUUUAUCUAUAUUAAAAUUUUCUAGACAAGUUUUAUAAGAUUUAUAAUUUUAUUUUAGUGUGUGUGUGUGUGUGUGUGUGUGUGUGUGUGUGUGUGUGUGUGCGCGCGCGUGCGUGCGUGCGUGCGUGCGUGCGUGCGUGCGUGCGCG
Molecule: messenger RNA, 4518 nt
Organism: Cataglyphis hispanica
Lineage: Eukaryota; Metazoa; Arthropoda; Insecta; Hymenoptera; Formicidae
Gene: Asator
Exons: 15
Coding region: 513-3653 (1046 amino acids)
Biological process (GO): peptidyl-serine phosphorylation; signal transduction
Cellular component (GO): cytoplasm; nucleus
Molecular function (GO): ATP binding; protein serine/threonine kinase activity
Source: RefSeq, a predicted model, not a curated record